Molecule: messenger RNA, 1101 nt
Organism: Moneuplotes crassus
Lineage: Eukaryota; Ciliophora; Spirotrichea; Euplotida; Euplotidae
Source: the annotation of a GenBank genome assembly
AAAAAUGGAACUUGACCUAGACCAAAGUAUGGAUAAGUACUCAGUGGAAGAAAUAGUACAAAAAAUAGGAAAUAUGGUGAAGGGAAGGAAGGAAUAUGAGGGGUUAUAAGCAAGAAAGUGGCUGGGAAGGAGGAAGGGGGUAGAGGGGUGAUUAAGGAGAUUAUGGAGGAUGAGAAGUUUAGAGAGUUUUGUGUGAGGUUUACGUUGGAUGCGAUUGGGAAAGGAGCGAUUACUACGUUGGAUCAAGCUGAUUUUCCAGAUUUUUCAAGCUUAGGAUACCUUCGAGCAAGUAUUAAGUCGCAGAGAGAGUGUAUACGAAAUAUAAAAAGACAGUUUUCAAAGAUUUAUGAGAGGAACUUAAAAACAGAGUCUCUUUCAACCACGAAUUUAAACACCCGCUUUCAUAGUCUAAGCGGGUAUCUGAGCUAUUUAAACUCAAAUUCAGCAAUGAGCUUACAAAUGGAUAAAGAAUAUUCAAUAAAAUUCGCGAAAUCUUUAAUGAACUAUCGGCUCCCAAAAUGCUCAGAGAUUUACCUUUAUUCAGUCCAUAAGAGACCUGAGUUAACCAAGAAUAUCCUCAAAAGAUCCUUCCCUGAACAAAUAGAAGGUUUUUCAUUCGAUAACAGAGGAGUAGAUUUUGCAAAGACUAAAAAGAUCAACAUUGGCAGAUAUCUCAAAGAAUUAUCUCAGGUUAUCCCAAAUGUGACCCACAGAGUUACUUUCAAACAUUUCGAAAUUAAUCAGUAUCAACUUUCUAAGUUGUUCUAUCUAUCAAGAGAAAAGAAGCAAGUGGGGUUUAGAAACUGUAGGAUACAUCUUAAGACACCUCCUGAUUUAUCCAAAUCCCUUAAAGGAUGUAAAAUCGAGACACUAAACUUUGAUUCUUGAGGUGAGAGUCAAUACAGCGACUGGGAAACCCACCCAGAAUACCUCUGCAACCUAAUAGAAAGCCUGUCCCAAUGUCCAGACCUCCAAGACAGCUUAACCCAAAUCUCUCUAUGCUGGAUAAAAGUGCCCAAAGAAAUCCAAAUAAAAAUCUUCGAGCAGCACCCAUUCAAAAAGGCCACUGUGUACCCCUACUUGACCUUUUCACCGAACUAA